Quercus lobata is the source of this 1242-nucleotide messenger RNA. RefSeq names its product sugar transport protein 1-like. The transcript has 4 exons. Bases 89 to 1069 code for a protein of 326 amino acids. Gene Ontology annotation, molecular function: carbohydrate transmembrane transporter activity. Gene Ontology annotation, cellular component: membrane. Gene Ontology annotation, biological process: transmembrane transport. The record is from RefSeq and is a predicted model, not a curated record. Lineage: Eukaryota; Viridiplantae; Streptophyta; Magnoliopsida; Fagales; Fagaceae.
GGCUACAUCCAGGCCACUAUUGUUUGGCAAUGAUAGGUCGCAAUUCUUGAUCAAGGUCCAACUGUUUGCAAUUUCAUUUAUUGGAGGGAUGGUAGCUGGAUAUUGUCUACAAAUUGGAGGAGGUGUUCUUGGCAUGAAGGAAUCACUCAAACUUUUUGGUGUCUACCGAAAAAUGGAAUUUACAAAAACCACGAACUAUUGUUCGUUUUAUGACAAUAAACUCAAUAGUUUCGUUGCAUGCCUCUACUUGGCUACUACUGUAUCAAUACUGCCUUCAUUUGUAUGUUCGAAGUUAUUUGGUAGAAGGGUAGUAGUCUGUAUUGGCUUUGGACUCGUGUUGCUGGGAUCCAUUCUCUUGACAAUAAAGAACCUUCCUACCCUAUUCAUUGGCCGGAUCAUCUGUGGUUUUGGAGUAGGAUGCAUUCUACAGGCUCUUCCCAUCUAUAUUUCAGAAUCUACUCCAGCUGAGUAUGCAGACUUCUUAGGUUCUAAAUUUGACCAUGGUUUUAAUUUUGGGGGAUUUGUGGUGGCAUCAACCAUAAGUUUUUUAGUGGCUAUGAACAAGUCGGGGUGGAGGUGGUCUUUUGGACUUUCAAGAGUCUUAGCUCUUGCAUCCUUGAUGCUAUCUGCUACUACUCCUGAAAGCCCACAUUAUUUUUUGGAGAUGAAAGACAUUGAAAGAGCUAAAAAUGCUUUUAAAAAGACUAGAGGUAGACUAAUAGUUGCUGAGUUUGACAAUUUGGUAGCAAAGAGUGAGAAAGUUUAUAGUUCUUUGUUUCAUCCCUUUAGACUCCAAUAUAUGCCAUAUCUAUUCAUUGCAUGUGUACGAGAGGUGUUCAUGCAAAUGACGGGAAUGUUUGCCAUAAACUUCUUCACUCCUAUAUUUUUAACUUCUAUCGGUGUGUCUGCCUCUACUUCUUUUAUUUCAUCAAUGGGAGUUGGGUGCACGUACUUCAUUAUGGCAAUUUUGGGUGGUAUGCUAGUAGAUCGAUACAAACGAAGGGUAAUGCUGCGUUCUUCUUCAUUAGUGAUGAUCUUCACAUUGUUUAUAAUAUUUGGUCUACUUUGACUGAGUAAUUAUGAUGUGAUGUACUUUGAGUUGGAUGUUGCUGUUGCUAUUUCUAUGGCCAUGUUUUUCUAUGUGUGUGGAUACGCAGUGAUCAGUGGACCACGAGGAUGGUUUAGCGUUCCUUUACCCCAGAGAGCUAAAGGUAUGGUAUCCGCUUUGACAAUGACAGUUUC